CGGAGUGCGACGAAAUUCAUGCAUGCGAUGUAGCUAGAAAUGGUGGAAAUUACUGUUAUUAUCAAUCCUGCCACAUGAUGAGCGGAGGAAUAUAGAUAUAAAAGGACCGAGAAUAGCCUUCGAUUUACUAUCCCUUCGCAGGUACAAAAGUUCCAACGUUCAUCUUAAAGGUUACACAGAUAUAUAUCUAAGCCUUUAAAAAAUAUUUCCUCAAAAUGAGUAACUAUCCACCCGCAGGCACUCCUUUCAAGUCCGUCGGCUUUUCUGAAUAUUGCGUGUUCAACGGCCGUGAGUUCAGGCGCAAAAGGGGGACACAACAAUGGAUCGAAUCCGAGGAACUCGAAGGCAACUUGCCUACACUAGACCGUGCACUACGCCUCUCGCUUGUCCAGGAGAAUCAAGCCGACGACGAACCCCAGCAUUGGUCACUCUUUGUCGCCCGCGAAAACGAACCCGGCCCAGUUUACCAAGUCAAAGGAGAUGCUGAAUGCAUGAGUUAUCAACCUUCACCCGGUCCAACUAACAUCCUCCAGUCGGCGUCUUUCUCAAAUGCAUACAACCUUGCCGUCGUCACGGACGCCCAGGCGCUCAUUGUAAAACAGGUGGCCGAGAACGAACCCCCUCCGAGAGCAGUAAAUCGACAGGCUGUUGUGGAAAAUUGUCAAGGCUGGACCAUCCGAGUGAUUGCUAAACUUGUGGCCAGAGGUAUUGUGGACAGUGCUAAGCUUGAGAUGGCUAGGUCCAUGGUCCAACCAAUCUGAGGACGCUGAUGGGAGAUCCCUAUUUCUAUUGUGGUGAUUCUGGGGUUUGUCUUCAUCCAUGGGGUUGGGGGUUGAUUUUUGUAUUGCAAGUAUCCGUGAGCCCUUUUUUUUAGGUCAAAACAUGACUGGACUUCUAGUUGUGGAGCAAAUGUAUUAAUCCCAUUAGUGUCUGGAGGGUGAAUCAAUGGUCGAUAUUGUUAGAUAUAGGGUACAAGAAAUGUGUGCCUCACUGUGGUCUUUUGGUAUCUGAUGACCUGGUCGAGGCACUCCGGGUUUAAAGGCCUCCAAUCGAACUCGGCGGCGAUCCAUAUAUUCAGUUCCGCCCGGCAUAUUAACUUAGCCAACAUUUAGCCAGCUACCUUGUUGAUGAAUUGGGCGAUACAGCCAUCGAUCUGGCUAAGUUUCACGGGCAUGUGGAAACGGCCAAGGUGAUUGCUGAUCAUGGGAAUUGAUGCCGGCAGCACUCUCCGGGGGACGGGGGGCGUCUGGAGCAUCCUUCAUUAUACUGCCGAUGUAUUACGGGUAACUCUGAGCUCCCGGCUUACGUAUAAGUUUUGCUAUCUAUGAUAU
Molecule: messenger RNA, 1331 nt
Organism: Blastomyces dermatitidis ER-3
Lineage: Eukaryota; Fungi; Ascomycota; Eurotiomycetes; Onygenales; Ajellomycetaceae
Exons: 2
Coding region: 216-761 (181 amino acids)
Source: RefSeq, a predicted model, not a curated record